Molecule: messenger RNA, 1712 nt
Organism: Phyllostomus hastatus (greater spear-nosed bat)
Lineage: Eukaryota; Metazoa; Chordata; Mammalia; Chiroptera; Phyllostomidae
Product: NKG2-A/NKG2-B type II integral membrane protein-like
Exons: 7
Coding region: 1-714 (237 amino acids)
Biological process (GO): stimulatory C-type lectin receptor signaling pathway; positive regulation of natural killer cell mediated cytotoxicity
Source: RefSeq, a predicted model, not a curated record
AUGAGUGACCAGAGAGUAACCUACACAGAACUGAAUCGGGUUAAGGAUGCAAAGAGACAGCACAUAAAACCUGAGGGCACUAAAGGCUCCACUCCAGGAACUGAGCAGGAACUAACCUAUGCAGAUUUAAAUCUUCAAAAUGCUUCUCAGGAUCUUCGAGCGAGUGACAGGAAUGGCCAUUGCAGAGCAUCCCUGUCACCUCCAGAGAAGCUCAUUGCUGGGAUCCUAGGGUUCAUCUGCCUUGUCCUGAUGACCACUGUGGUAACAAGAGCUGUUAAUCAACUGAGCCAGGCAGAGAACAAGACAGGGAACCAGACAACGAGGAACAAGAAAGUAUACCAUUGUGGACCAUGCCCACCAGAGUGGUUAAUGUAUUCCAACAACUGCUAUUACAUCAGCACUGAAGGAAAAACAUGGAAUGAGAGUCUGAUGGCCUGCGCUUCUAAGAACUCUAACCUGCUCUAUAUAGAUAAUGAAGAAGAAAUGAAUUUUUUGAACAUUUUUGAAAUACAUCCAUGGACUGGACUGUCCCAGAGAAAUAAUACUAAUUCUUGGGUGUGGACAAUUGGCACAACUCUCUCUUCUGAACUAUUUGCAAAAACUUCAGAGUUGGACAAGAAUUGUGUAUAUUGGAAUUAUGACACACACAACUUCUAUUCUGAGUCCUGCGUAGAAAACAGAACAUAUAUUUCAGGCCCAGGCUGGAGAAGGUGAGCUCUGGCUGUGACUAGUCACAGGAACUUGCUGCAGGGUGAAUACCACAAGAACUUCCUGCAUGCAUGCAGAUGUCAGCCACAGCACUGGAGCCACAGGAGAGAAAAACAGCAUGAAAUCAGGAAGAGGAGUCCUUUCUCCCAGUGCCCUUCACUGACAAAACAUCAAGUGAGCUGAUUGGAGAAGAGGUUGUAGGAUCUGCUGCCAUUAUCUCAGAAGAGGCAAUAGGUAUAGGUAUGGAGCAGAGAGAACUAAAUAUCUAAUUGGCACACACUGUUACUAUGCAACAACCCCAAGGUUUCUAUAACAAAAGCCAUGUGACUACACUCUACUUCUUUGGACAACAGAACCAACACAAAUAUCUUCUGAAUCUAUUUAGUGUGUUAUUAUCUAUGAUUGUAGUGAUUUUUUGGUAGAGACUGGUAGUUUCAUUGGGCAAUAAUUAGUGUCCUUUGAUAUGUCUUAUAUAUCUGUUUAUUUUCUUCUACUGGAUUUUGGUUAUUUUUGAAGGUACCUUGUUUUAUUAAAUUGUUUGUCUUUCCCUUUAAACAUUCUUAAUUACUAUGCUUAGAAACCUACACUGAUAGAAAAAAAUACAAUGUUAAAAUUAAGAAUAUAACAAUUAAAAAGAUAAUAUGUCCAUGUGAAUUAAACAUUGGUUAUUGACAGAAUGUGGGAAGAAAUUUAUUAAUUUGGCAUCAUUAUGUGGUAGUUUAACUAUAAUUCAGUUACAAGUAGGAGAGAUCCUAUAUUUGUUUAUCAUGUGCAACAUGAAUUAAUAAUUUCUAUACAUUCAUCUGUUUAAAUAUAUCUUGUUUAUGGUCUCUGUAUUUCUUCCUUAUGUUCAUAUAUAUAAUAUGUGAUUAUUCAAAAUUAAUUACAAGUGAUAUGUGCAUUGAGUUGAUUCUAAUACCUGAUGUUGUGUUACAAACAACCCAGUUGUAUUGGCAUUUACAAACAAGCAUUAAUUUUACUCAGUUUUUCUCAGUCACACACCU